This is a messenger RNA of Echinococcus granulosus, 1188 nucleotides long. RefSeq lists its product as hypothetical. Gene Ontology annotation, molecular function: double-stranded RNA binding; heme binding; identical protein binding. Gene Ontology annotation, cellular component: microprocessor complex. Bases 1 to 1188 code for a protein of 395 amino acids. The record is from RefSeq and is a predicted model, not a curated record. Gene Ontology annotation, biological process: primary miRNA processing. NCBI's taxonomy places the organism in Eukaryota, Metazoa, Platyhelminthes, Cestoda, Cyclophyllidea, Taeniidae. The transcript is spliced from 6 exons.
AUGACUGAGAGCCAUUUGGAGGUAGGCAGGGAAGAGGAAAGUAAGGCUCUCCUGGUCUUAGGGUAUGACACGGAGAAACGUGAUGCAAUGGUGAUGAGUUUGGUUAGUUGUAGGCUUCUGGUAGAUCGAGAUCGUUUAGAUAUCCUGUCUCUUCUUGGUUGUGAGCUUGACCAGUCGGCUAAGCGAGUUGGUCUUUAUAUCGCGGAUCCUCUCGACCCUAAUGGAGGGUCGGACCCCGUGUCCAACUGGAUCGUUAUCCCUUUAGAGACAUUGCUUGGAGGACAGCCUCUAAAGGCACGUGCUGCUAGAUGUUGGAGCUUUUUGGAAGAGACGGAAGAAGACUUUGGUGAGGAACUGCUCUUCCCAAUCGAUGAUAAGUUGAGUCAACGUGACGCAGCAUUGGCCAAUGUCCGUAUCUUGGGUGAUACCGGCGUCGAUUGCUGUCGAAAUCUUAUGGACCCCCCUGAAGAUAAAGAAAAUGAAAAUGAGGAGUCAGCUCCUGAGAAUUCUCAGCUGGGUGAUCCAUUCGACAAGGAGCCACAUCUCAAAACACCAGAACGAUACGUCAUUCCCGGUUAUGACACUUUAAACGCCAAAGAGCUUCCUGAAAAUUGGGUUAAGCUGCUACACGAUUCUGGUUUAACAAUGUAUUUUAAUCCAAUAACUGGAGUUGCUACCCUCUCUCGUCCUUUCAUCGUCACCCCAGAGAGCGUAAAAAGUACCACCAUCCCGAUUUUUGCCAUUCCUUGUUUGAAUUACCGGUACAGUAAAUUUGCUCCCAAAGAACCCUUGAAUUCUAAGGUUUCAGAUGCCGACAAAUCAAGGGUAGAUAGUGAUACACAACAGCAAGAUAGUUCCAAUUGCGAAGCAAAAAAGACCCUUGAAUGUCCUAUUAGAAGCGUUGAGGGCGGUGGUGAUUGUGACGGCGCUAAUGCGAACAGGGAAGACGCAUCAGAGGUUGCUGAUAAGGAAAAGGAGGAGGGUGAGUUGACGACAGACGAGGACGAGGAGGGUGAAAAUGAAGGCGAGGACGCUAAGCAUGGAGACCUACCACCGCCGACUAAACGCCUCUGUCGAAGAAAUGUUAAAGAAAAGACAUCUCCGGUUUUGGAGUCCAAUGUGACAUCCCAGAAUGAGAAUACGGCGCAACAAGAAGCGCAACCUGAGGUGGGGUGUCCUUAUCUCUAG